UCGAGUCGGCUGAUGUUUAAGCGUAAGUGGCGUGCACGCCGCCAUUGAGUCACGGUUGGCGUGAGCCGGUGUAGUUAUUCUCGCGUUCUCCCUCCCUUCGAGCACCCCUUCUCAACCACCGUGGACACGUUUUUAUCCCGCGUUCCUGCCGGGCUAAUCCGCGAAGGGAGAAAUUUUCCAGCUUUGCCGAACGGUGCUUGGACAAGUGUUCGCUGGCAUCCGAUGGGAAGCGUUUACGCGACUUGAAAGGCGGGCGUGGGUGAUCUGUAGACCAGAAUGAGAGAAAUCAGCCAGGUCUGGUCGAGCAGGGACCCGUCGGCCCUUGGCACGAGAAAUGAUUUUUAGAAGGAAGAGGGCAUGACGCACCGAACUCAUGCAGUGGCGAAAACACGUGCGCAUCAAGUACGGUGGUCGAGUCGGUGUCGGUCAAGGGCAGCGGGAGCGGGAGCAGGUGCAGCUGCAGGCGCGCGUGGUGCAGCUGCAGGUGCGCGGGGUGCAGCUGCAGCGGGAAGGGGGCGCACGACUCAGCUACGUCUGUCAUCAGCCUCAACUCUCGUCGACGGCUCGCCGCAGCUGCAGCGCAGCAGCCAUGCUCUGCUGCGGCCGCAGAAAAGAGGGCCGGGGAGAAGUGACAGACAUAAGCGCAAGUCCUGGGAGGCAAGCACCUGCCAACCAGUUGCGCCCCAAGGAACCACCCCCUAUGGUCAUUCAAGGAGACUUCAGAAAGGUGAGCGGGAUCAGUACAGAGAUCUUCAAGCAAAUCGAAACGGUCGAGAACGAUCAUGACGCCUCGACAGCAGCGGCCCUCGAAGCUGUCGAACGGAGGGGUGAGAUGGUCGUCCGGGUCAUCGAGCCGCGACAAAUGGGCAGGCAGGCGUCUGAUGCGGCGAAAAAGUUCAUUGCCAUGCAGGACCCGAAGCACCCUAUCCACUUCGUCGAGAUAAUCAAAAGGCCGGGGCAGACGCUCGGGCUCUAUAUACGGGAAGGGAACGGCGUCGACAGGAACGACGGUGUCUUUAUCUCGAGGAUAGCCCUGGAGACCGCCGUCUAUAACAGCGGCUGCUUGAAGGUAGGGGACGAGAUCCUCGCGGUGAACCUGGUCGAUGUGACGCACAUGAGUCUGGAUGACGUGGUGAUCAUCAUGUCGAUACCUAGGAGGCUAGUACUCGCAACAAGACAUGGCCAGCAUCAGCCAGUCUCUCAUAGUCGUCAGGCCGAGCACAAGGCGCCGCCGGUCGUCGUGAUCAAGAGGGAACUGAACGAGGACGAGAGCGAUCAUGCAACGAGUAAUCACAUCAGAGACAGUAAUCGUAAACGUGGGGAUGGUCGUGAGAUGCUGCCAUCUAGGUCGAGGCUGGGUUUGACUGGUCUGGGAUCCAGUCAGGACCUCGGGUCCAGCAACGGGGACUUGUACUACAACUCCAGACCAGAGGGACACUGGUCUUACCAACCACCACCGCCACCUGUCAUCACACACCAGCCAAAACCAUCAGCAACGCAACACUUCCAGCCCUAUGAGCGUGGAUACCCGAAAACGUUGGAGAGCCUGGCCGAGAAAGAUUUCACUAAGGUACACUCAUUUUACGCGGGGCCGGUAAUGCACUCGAAUGGCGGUCGCCGGAUGUCUACUGGCGCUGGGAUGCAGUCGGUUGGCAGCAGAUUGUCCGGCCAGACACAAUCAUCGCACUACGGAUACGGCCAGCACUCGGGCACCGGAAGGAUCAUGCCCAGGAGUGGUUCUGACCAGCAUCUGCCACGUGUUGAUUACACGAGCAUAACCACUCCGGCUCGGCACACUCUGCUCAGAUCCAGCUUGAAGUCAGGAACUGACCAACUUCUAGGAACAUCGGGGUUGAGAUAUAACACGAGGUAUGGUACCCAAGCAGACACAUCGGCCAGUCAAAGGCAAGGCCAGUUCGGCACCCUGACAAGGAGGCAUCGGCCGUCACUGGACUACGCGUCAGACACAGAGGCGACAUGCUCCAGCUCGCCAAAGUCAGCGUACUAUUACUACAGGCACAACAUGAGCAAUCCAUCGCAAAGCAGCGCUGUGUCUCAUUUAGCGACCCUCUCCAGGUCGCAAAUUGGUCAGAGUUCCUCCGGUUUGAGAUCCAACUCCUUGCCUCGCAGUGGCAGAACGUUGCCCCAGCAGCCUGGCCUCAGAUCCGGGCUCAGCACGGUAGCAUCAGGGCUGAUAGAUCAAGAGGACAGCGACGGGGCACUGUCGGCGCCUGAAUUGCCUUCCAUUCGACGUGACAGAGGGAGAAUACCGUCAUCGCCUAGUGUGUUCACAUCCGACGAGUACAGGGCAUGGUUGAGCCGAACACCGAGCACGAGCGCGCUGUACGAGCAGAUCAGGGCAACUACGACCAGGCCACCACGUUACACCUAUAGCGCGGAGAACAUUCAUGCAGCUGCGAAUCAGGGCGAGUACGGCAGCUACGGUGCCUACAGACCACUAUCAAGCACAUUGGAUCGACUGUCGACGAGGUCUGCCUCAGCGCAGCAGGUGAACCUGGCCAACCUGAGGGCGUCGACGGCGAUCAGCUCCACCUGCCAUCGCGGAGCGACGAAUCCUAGACCUGCCUCGGUAGCAUCCAGUGCUCGGGCAUCACUGACCAACCAGAAACCAUCAUUGACCAGCUCGACCGCUCAGAGAGCAACGUCGGUCAGGAGGAUUAGAAAUCUGCUGGACCUGGAGUCGACGAGAAGCAUACCCACCCCUACGCCUACUAGAACUCAGGAUCAAAGACUGCUAGAUAUUAACCCUGCAGAGUUCCUCAAGUAUAAGAUAGAAAAGCCACCCACUGUAGGGACUCCCAGCUCGACCAGUUCCCUCUUGAGCUCACUGGGGGAAGCCAGCAGCGGUGACUUGGCAGGCGGUGUCAGUGGAUUGCUUGGGGUCCACUUACUGGCUGGGCGCGGGCUCCGGUCGACAACCUCUUCGUCAGCGGCGACCACACCCUCUACGCCAUCAGGUCAGCCUAAUUUAGCUAGCUGCGGGUUGAGAGACCUGUACUGCGUGUUGGAGUGCGACAGGGUGCACAAAGCGAGGACAGUGGUGCGGACUGGUGACCUGAUGUUCGACUGGGAUGAAACCUUCGAGCUGGAUCUCGUUGGUAACCGACAGCUGGACCUACUAGUGUAUUCCUGGGACCCGCAGUACAGGCACAAGCUCUGUUACAAGGGGUCUGUGCACCUGGCUAGCCUGCUCAAGGAGUCGCCAGUACACCAGCUGGCUGUUAAAGUCGAGCCACGUGGCACGAUCUACUUAAGACUGCGGUACACUGAUGCUCAGCAAACCUUCAGGAGAAGAGGACUUCCGGUUAUAUCCUUGGCGACCAGAGUCGCACCUCUAUUUGGCGUUGACCUAGACACUGUGGUGAGUCGAGAAAGCAAAACUGGCGGCGUUCCUGGGGGAGUUUCCACUGCUCUAGCGAUGGGUGUGCCAAACGUUCCCAUAAUCGUCUGGCGUUGCGUAGAGGAGGUAGAGAGAAGAGGCCUCGACAUAAUUGGAUUGUACAGACUUUGUGGGUCAGCGACGAAGAAGAGGAUACUGAGGGAAGCCUUCGAAAGAAAUGCUCGUUCAGUGAACCUGUCACCUGACAAUGUACCCGACAUCAACGUUAUAACAGGUGUGCUGAAGGAUUAUCUGCGGGAACUUCCGGAACCACUGUUUACGAAGUGCCUCUAUCAAAUGAUGGUUGACGCACUGGCUGUCUGCCUGCCAGAUGACCCACAGGGCAACGCGAAACUCAUGUUCAGUAUAUUAGACUGUUUACCAAAAGUGAACAGGUGUACACUAAUUUACUUGCUGGACCACUUAGCAAUGGUAGUGUCGCAAUGCAACAAAAUGUCACCGGCCAGUCUAGCAGUCUGUUUCGGUCCAGUCCUGAUGCUGCAUUCAGAGGAAACAGGGCCGCAAUUGGAUUUCCAACAGCCAAUCGCAGUGCUGAAGUAUCUUCUAGAGAUCUGGCCGGUUAAGUCAGUUCGGAAGAUUUCUUCAGUCGCUUCAGCGCUUCCUCGAGUUACGCCAGCAAUCGAGCACAGCAGCAGUCAGCAUCAACUACAGCAGCAACAGCAGCCGCAGCCGUCGCAGCAGCAGCUGCAGCAACAGGUGCAACAACAGGUGCACCACCAACUGCAGGGAACAUUGGGACGAACAGGGCUGCCUUGGCAGCAGCAACACUCACUUCAUCAACAGCCCCCAACUACAAUACCCGCAGCCCUCGUCCCCUCCACUCGACCGCCUCCACCGGUCAAACCUCGACAGGUGAUAGUCUCGUCACCCGGUUCACCUAGCAGUGAGGAAUCAGAGGCCUCGCCGGAGCCAAUUAACAAGAGCCUCCUGGGCGGCCUGGGACUCGAGAAGAGCAACGACGGGGUCACGGCUGACGGGACUGGUCCUGGAACAGAGCAGAUCACGCCGACGAGCAGCGUCGACACUGAAGAAGGAAACACACCGCAUCCGGAAGAAGGCGAGAGAGGCGUCGAGGGCGACGCCGAGGCGAGCGACGACGAUCGACACCAGCACGUACCCAAGACGCAUUGAAGUUUUGUUAAUCAAGGAAAUAGGUUCGAAGCGGCGCGCUCUAAAUAGCUUGAACAACUUAAUCUGACUAACGAUUCAAAGGAUCUCUUGCUUUUUCCUGGAAAACGAUUAUCCGAGUAAAAGAUUCUUUGAUGGGAAUCCUGACGAGUAUGAGAUGCGGCGUUGGGCAUCGAACGGUGAAUAUCUAGCCUGAGACAUGGUUCGUUGAUAGAUUAAAUCUUUGCGACUAAUUCGAUUGAUUGGUAAUGAUGAUUAUUGGUCAGAGACUAAAACUGUUGGUUGCUAGUCAUUGGUUGUUGAUUGUUGAAUUGAUCUUUCUGACUUCUAGUCCGUUUUGUAUCUAUUUUGUGCGUAUUAGGUUCAGUGUUACUCUUCUCCCAGAUGCAAGGGUAAUCCAUGACUGCUGAACCAUGACCAAUCUUAUUGUUAGUUCUCCAUGAUCAAGGAACAAUUUGAAAAUGUUCAUUAAUCCAUGCCCAACCCUAGUAAUGAGUACAGUUUACCUAAGAGGUGUUACUCAUGAAUAUUCUAAACAAGGAACCAGCCUGUUGGAACAGGCAGUUUAUUGAUGCGUUGAAAAGGUUUCGUUACUAGUAGGCAUACUUACUUUAAACUACUCAUUGAUUGCUGAAUGGAAGUAACCUCUUAAGACCUUGCUGGCAGAUCAGAAUUUUGUUGGGUAUCUUCGUUUGAACAAAUUCAAUUUUUCAUUCUCGAGAUCAUUAGGUUGAUCCGCUGACCUGUUACAUACCCAACAUUCGUUUCUGGGAUAACGUGUCUUUGAAGAGUUUAGAAUAAUCUGGGAAACUAGAAUCCUUCGUCGAGCAAUUGCCUUAAGAGUUAUCUUCUAUGUCUACAAUUCUUAUGGUUUCCCAACGAGGGCUAAAAGAAAAUGAGUUUCUAGCAUGGAGAUCUGAUGCAACAAGAGUUCGUACACCUAAUUUUAUUGUAUACGUUCGAAACUUGAAUUCUUGAUGGAAGCUGUUCCCAGAACAGCUCGAAAGACUCGAGCAACUAGUCGCUAAAUGUGUUUACCGUUUUCUAGUCAAUGGUUUCUUUAAAAAAAAAGAAGAAAAAAAUAUUAUUGCUGUUAGUACGUUUAGAAAAAAGAAAAGAUACGUUUCUCCGUUGUAACGUUGUGUUUUCAAAUAUUUAUGCGCGCUUCUACGGUAGUCGGCGCGUAAAGUUCCAUCGCGUACUCAUGAAAUCCAAGGCUGAAAAAUCCUGUCGCGAGACGCACAACAAGAGCGAUCACAAACCUCCUUAGAACGGAACGACGCGUAUAAUGGGACCACCGCGACUGUUCUUCAAACGAAUCUUCACGAAGAAACGCGACAUCCAACGCUGAGAUUCACGAUCAAACCCGACUGCUUCAUACCGCGAGUGUUCGUCACUCAUUCUCGCGAGCACGAUGAACGAAGCUGGUCCAUCGACGAAGAGAACUCCGCGCGCCGGUGAGGUUACCAAGGAUCUCCGACCAACGCGCGUCGACGACUUCGCAACCGCCAAAAAAAGACUGUACAAGAUGCAAGAAACUGGUUCCUAGUUCGCGAUCCCUUGCACAAAAUUCGACUGACUGCGAGCCUUUUUAUUUCUUCGCGCACAAAACGAGAUUCCGAGGAUGAACGUCUUUGCUACCCUGCCGUGGUGCCCAAGCGGUCGAUCGGAGGCGAAGUAGAGGGAGCCACCUGACUUCGGAGCAGCGGGGGAACCGGAAAAUCUUGGAGGAACAUCUCGAAUCAUCCCCCGUGCCUCAGUACCACACGGACAACUGAAAAAGAGGAGCCUGGACUGCGUUUAGAUCCGUUGCCCCAAGGGGAAAGAUGAUCCAUCAUGGAUCUAAAUCAGCUGCAACCAAACGGAGGCUCUGACGCUUCUUCGGUCGAUCCAGCGCCAGAGUUCAAGCUAUUUCCGGCCUGUCAUGGCUUCUGAAUCUCCGAGCACUACUUCCAGACGCAGCAUCUAGCUGCGGACCAGGCGGCCAAGGACUCGGAGUCCUAGCUUGACCGACGAAACCAAAAUGGCCGCCGCUGGACACG
This is a messenger RNA of Nomia melanderi (Alkali bee), 6591 nucleotides long. The record is from RefSeq and is a predicted model, not a curated record. Lineage: Eukaryota; Metazoa; Arthropoda; Insecta; Hymenoptera; Halictidae.